This is a messenger RNA of Scutellospora calospora, 138 nucleotides long. The record is from the annotation of a GenBank genome assembly. Lineage: Eukaryota; Fungi; Glomeromycota; Glomeromycetes; Diversisporales; Gigasporaceae.
CAAGACAAGUAUUCUCUAUUUUUGCUUUAAGAGUAGAAGCUACUAAUCAGCUAAAGACUAUUCUAGGAUUACUAUUAUUAUCUUUAUCUUGUAACUCUUUAUAUAAUAAAGUAUUCUCUGUAUUAGAUAGAGAAGGAG